Penicillium malachiteum is the source of this 1278-nucleotide messenger RNA. RefSeq lists its product as uncharacterized. NCBI's taxonomy places the organism in Eukaryota, Fungi, Ascomycota, Eurotiomycetes, Eurotiales, Aspergillaceae. Gene Ontology annotation, molecular function: transmembrane transporter activity. The transcript has 4 exons. The record is from RefSeq and is a predicted model, not a curated record. Bases 1 to 1278 code for a protein of 425 amino acids. Gene Ontology annotation, biological process: transmembrane transport.
AUGAUCAUUGAUACUAACGAAUUCGUUCUCGUUACUAGAGAGUGGAAUAUGGAUCCCAAUGUUGUGAAUCACUCCCAAGUUGGCAACGUAUUCAUGCUUGGAGCUGCUGGGCCUAUUAUCGUCGCUCUAUCCGCCUAUUUUGGCCGAUAUCCCAUUCUAUUCUGGUGGACAUUGCUAGCACUCGCAACCGCAAUCUGGUGUGCUGCUGCGCAAAGCUUCGAGUCAUUCAUGGCUGCCCGUAUCCUCAAUGGUUUCUUCUCAACAGUAGCUCAAGGUGGUGGUCUCAUGUUCAUCAAAGACAUGUUCUUCCUCCACGAAUACGCCCGCAAAAUCAACAUCUGGUCAGGGUUCAUUAUCCUAUCUCCCUACAUGGGUCCUUUACUCGGAGCAUUUAUAACAAACACCCAGAUCUGGCAAUGGGCAUUCGGCGUCUACGCCAUUGAAACAGGUCUAUGCCUUAUAGCUAUUAUCCUCUUCGUCGAGGAAACCUAUUAUGAUCGCAAGACCAUCCAGCCAGAACUCGUUCCCAAUGCCCCGCGCUGGCACCGUAUGCUGGGUAUCCAGCAGGUGCGCACGAAGUAUAUCAAGAACUCGUUUAAAGAUGCGGUUAUGCGGCCCGUGGUUAUUAUUUGCAAACCUGUGGUUUUCUUAACGGUCAUAUUCUACUUACUUAUGUUUGCUUGGGUUGUCGCUAUCAACACCACGUUGUCGAUAUUCCUGGCGCCAAAGUAUGGGUUUGGUGCGAAGCAGAUCGGCUUCUUCUACUUCACACCCGUUGUAGCGGCCAUCCUAGGCGAAAUCACAGGACACUGGCUGCACGAUAGUAUCGCGAAUCUCUACGCAAAAUACCACAAUAACAGACUGGAACCCGAAGCCCGUCUAUAUGCUAUCUGGUUCGCUAUGCCAUUCAUGGUGCCCGGAUUGAUUCUCCUUGGAUUCGCACUGGAAAGACACUAUCAUUACAUGCUCGCGGCUCUAGGCUGGGGUCUUUAUGUCUUUGGUAUCAUGAUUGUUACGGUGGCGGUUAACUCGUAUGUACUUGAUUCGUAUCCUGAGGCGAGUGGUGAGGUUGCGGCUUGGGUUAAUUUUGGGAGAACUACUGGGGGUUUCAUUAUUUCUUAUUUUAUGGUGGAAUGGGCGCAGGAUAUGGGCACUGUGAAACAGUUUGGAAUCAUGUGUGCAAUUUUGGGAGCUGCGUCUUGUAUGGUGGUCGGUUUGCAGAUUUGGGGAAAGGCAUUGAGGGUUUGGGCUGGACCAGUGAGAUUGAAGACCGCUUAA